AUGGAUACAGUGACUACAAAAAUAAUAUCAAAAGACAUUCUGGAUCCAUUCGAAGUAAUCACUGAGGAAGCUUUAUAUGAUCUUAUUCUUCAACAUUUAAGUGGUAAAGAAAUUAUAGAGUUAUCAACGAGUAAUGAUGUUUUGGAUGUAACAUUCGAUAAACUGGAUGACCUUAAGAUUAUGGGCUUAAACAAAUUUAUUGUUAAUUGUUUUACAACAGCUCCGGUGCUUAAAAGUUUAUCAAUUAUGUUCACAAUGAUGUCACAUGAUGAACUUAUUAAAUUUAUUGAUAUCUCUGAAAAAUUAAAGUUGAGCCUCAAAUCUCUCAUCGUGCAGAAAGCCUCCGAAGGCAGAACAAUAAUUGAUGAGAAUUUCGAGAUAUUCUUGAAAACUCAAAUGAGGACCUUAGAGGAUAUUGAAUUUCAUGAUGUCGCAGAUGCAGAAACUCUCAAUUUCAUCUUUAAAGAAUUAAGAAUGAAAAAGUUAACAGUAAACAGGAUUGAUGAACCAAACCAGCUUAAUCCAAGAAUGAAUGCUCAUAUCACCGAACUUGUCAUUAAAAGUGAUUCAAAAUGUUCAUCUCUGAUUUUGGCAUCACCCAACUUGCAUAAAUUACAUGUUCAAAGAAUGAAUAAAAGUUUAUUAGAAUUUUUAUGUCGAAACCCUAAUUUAAGAACAGUCACGUUCUGCCAGAAAGAAGAUGACAUUGAAACAAUUGAAGAACUUUAUCGAAGUUUGUCUAAUGAUUCAGCAAAUAUCUAUAAUGAAGCUAUUCAAUUUAUUCAAACUUGAAAUUAUGAUUUAUGUGUUUUCUUUUAAUUCCCUUACUAGAAAACUUGUUACAGCACGCACAUUAAUAAAUGUUUCAUCAAAAUUAAUAAAUUUCUUAGGUUUUUUUAAAAAUCUGGUUGUAAGAUUGUCAUUGAAAUUUUGAUUUAAUUAUUUGGUUAAAGAUUUUCACUAUAAGAAUUAGA
Clunio marinus is the source of this 974-nucleotide messenger RNA. NCBI's taxonomy places the organism in Eukaryota, Metazoa, Arthropoda, Insecta, Diptera, Chironomidae. The record is from the annotation of a GenBank genome assembly.